This is a messenger RNA of Erythranthe guttata (spotted monkey flower), 1004 nucleotides long. The record is from RefSeq and is a predicted model, not a curated record. NCBI's taxonomy places the organism in Eukaryota, Viridiplantae, Streptophyta, Magnoliopsida, Lamiales, Phrymaceae.
AUGGCUGGUGAGAAGAAACACAAGGCAGAAAAAUUUCUGGGACAAUUUAAAAAUGAGCAGGUUGUGGUGGUGGCUGAAUACAAAGUCUCAAUGCAUUGCAAUGCAUGUGAAAGAAUUGUUGCCAAAGCCAUUUCCAAAAUGAAAGGUGUGGAGACGUUCACAACAGACGUGACGAAUCACAGAGUGGUUAUUACAGGAAAAAUCAAUCCACAUAAAGUAGAGAAGAAACUAAAGAAGAAAACGGGAAAAAAAGUCGAGCUUUUGGUCGGGGAAGAAGAAGAUGACGAAGAGAGAGAGAGAAAACAGGAGAGAGAAAAUGGGGCCGAACAAGCUAUGGAUGAUUCUUGGCCGGUUCAUUAUUAUGGAGAUGGUGAAAUUCACAUGGUGUUCAAUGAUGAGAAUGCAAAUGCUUGUUCGAUAAUGUAAUUAAAAAAAAGAAAAAAAAAAAGAAAAAGAGAGAGAUAGACAAAUUGCACUUCGCCCCCUAGAAAUUUUCAAUUUUGGGACUUUCCCCUCUACAAAUUUAAAAGAGGGACUCUUCCCGUUCAAAAUUUUGUUCUGGUUGCACUUAGCUCCAAAUCAAAAUUCUCGACGUAUUUUUCAUCGGAAUUGCCAUUUAUUCCCACUUCAAGGGCAUUUGAGUCAUUUCAUUAUUCCCCAUCCAAAUCCUAAUAUCCUUAUCUUUUCUAAUAUACGAAAAAUACGACCCAUUUUACUAAUUUCAGUAGUAAAAAAAAAGGGUUUUUUUUCUUCACUUAGCAGCUAUUAGGGUGAUCCAUCCCUGAAUUGACGCAAAUGCCCUUCAAUUGGAUGGAUUCAUGGCAAUUCCGGCGAAAAAUACGGUGGCAACUUUAAUUUUGGUGAAGUGCAAAAAGCAUUCUGCUAGUUGAUAAAACACAUAUAUAAACUAGAAUAAGAGUCAAUACCCAAAAGCUCUAAUAUAUAGUUACACAAAGAAACAGAUAGAUUCUAUUUAAUUACAUGGUUUAAGAUAGAAACAAAUA